Cannabis sativa is the source of this 3126-nucleotide messenger RNA. RefSeq lists its product as uncharacterized. The transcript has 4 exons. Lineage: Eukaryota; Viridiplantae; Streptophyta; Magnoliopsida; Rosales; Cannabaceae. Bases 1 to 3126 code for a protein of 1041 amino acids. The record is from RefSeq and is a predicted model, not a curated record.
AUGGCAUCAGAACAUAAGGAUUGUGAUGGAAGAAUUCGAUGUCCUUGUGUGAGAUGUAUAAAUAGUAGGUUUGAAAAAAUAGAUAGGGUUAGAGCAAAUGUAUUUGAUCGAGGUUUCAUGAAAGGAUAUGAGAAGUGGAUUUAUCACGGCGAGCCUGAGGAUGUUGUCGAUGAUGUAGCAGUUGUCGAUGUUGAAUCAGAGGAUGAAAUGAUUCCUAUUCUAGAAGACUUCUUUCCCUCGACAACAGAGGAUGUACAAGGAGAAGAUGAACAACCAACCACAAACCCUCAUUUUGAUGACUUAUUUGAGGAAAUUGAAGCUGAAUUGUAUCCAGGUUGUGAUUGGAUUUCGUCUCUCAACUUUUUAGAAAAGCUAUUGCAUUUAAAAGUUAGAGGAAAAAUUCCUAAUAACAUCUUUGAAGAAUUGUUGAAGCUUUUAAAGUUUGCAUUUCCGAAGGAAAAUAAUAUUCCAGCAACUUACUACGAGGCAAAAAAGAGAUUGAAGAAAUUAGGCUUGGGUUAUCACUCUAUCCAUGUCUGUUUGUAUAAUUGUUGCCUAUUUUAUAAGGAGAAUGCAUCCAAGGAGGCUUGUCCAGUUUGCGGAACUAGUCGUUCGGUUACUUCCGAGAACGGCAAAGCAAAAAAAGUUCCUUGCAAAGUCAUGCGAUACUUUCCGUUGACACCUCGACUUAAAAGAUUAUAUAGUUCGAGGAUUACAGCGAAGAGCAUGAUAUGGCAUCAUACUGGAAAAUCAAAAGAUGAUGGGGUGUUGCGACACCCGGUCGAUGGUUUAGCUUGGAAAGACUUUGAUGCAAAACAUCCCGAGUUUGCAAGGGACCCAAGAAAUGUUCGACUUGGGUUAGCUGCUGAUGGAUUUAAUCCAUUUGGCAACAUGAGUCUUGCAUACAGCAUGUGGCCAGUGACCUUUGGGGUACCAACGAGAGAUAGUUCGACCAACUCGAUGUUCACCAUGCGUGCUGCGCUUUUGUGGACAGUGAAUGAUUUUCCUGCUCGUAGUAGCUUGUCUGGGUGGAGUGGUCAAGGUUAUAAAGCUUGCCCUACUUGUAAUGAAGACACGACGUCCAUUCGAGUGAUCGGGAAGACAUCAUAUGUUGGUCAUCAAAGGUUCUUGCCAAGUAACCAUGCAAUGAGAAGGGAUACUCGAUUUGAUGGUAAAGUUGAAAGACGACCUCCUCCAAGACGAUUUACUUGUGAAGAGAUAUUAUCACAAGUUAAUACUCUCGAACCCCAAAUUCCCGGACAUCAUGAAAAUUUUGGGGGCGUGAAACGUAGAAGAGUUGCAGAAACUUGUAAUUGGAGGAAAAAAAGUAUUUUCUACGAGUUGGAGUAUUGGAGCACGAAUAUUUUAAAACACAACAUUGAUGUCAUGCAUGUUGAGAAGAAUGUGUGUGAUAGUCUCCUAGGAACCAUCUUGGAUAAUGAUAAAUCAAAGGACACAACCAAUGCGCGACAUGAUUUAAAGAAGAUGGGUAUUAGGGAAUCGUUGUGGAUUUAUGAAGAUGGGAAUGGGAUGCUAAUGAAACCGCAUGCUCCUUAUGUUUUGACUCGUGAGAAAAGACAACUUUUUUGUCAGUUUGUUAAAGGAAUAAAGUUUCCCGAUGGCUUCUGUUCAAAUUUAAAGAGCAAAGUUUCUCCAGAUGAGUCUAACAUUAUUGGGUUAAAAUUCUACGAUUGUCAUGUCAUUAUGCAGCGAGUACUAGCGGUUGGUGUCCGUAAAUUUCUACCUCGUGACACUGCAACAACUAUUACUCAGCUGUGUAAUUUUUUUCGACAGUUAUGCUCUAGAACUCUAAAUGUAAAAGAUAUGGAGGAUGCUCAAAAUAAUUUAAUUAUGUUAUUGUGCAAGAUGGAAUUGAUUUUUCCUCCAGCGUUUUUUGACAUAAUGAUACAUUUGGUAUUGCAUUUGCCUGAAGAAGCGAUAUUGGGUGGCCCGGUCUUUAUGAGAUGGAUGUAUCUUUUUGAAAGGUACAUGAAAAAAUUGAAGAAUUAUGUGAGAAACAAGGCACGUCCUGAAGGGUCAAUUGCAGAAGGUUAUGUUGCUGAUGAGGCAGUAACCUUUUGUUCAAUGUACUUUAAAGGGUGUGAAACAAGAUUUAAUCGGCUUGAUCGAAAUGAAGAUGCGCCUUCUGUGUGUCGCUAUCUCUCAGUUUUUAAUUCUCAAUCCCGUCCUUUAACUAGCAGAAUUAUCAAGCCUCUUGAUCAUAUCGGUCGUGAAAAAGCUGAGUGGUACAUUCUUCAAAAUUCUCCUAAAAUCCAAGCUUACUUAGAUGAACAUUUGGACAAGAUCAUGCAUGAAUAUCCUAAUGGUAAUCACAAUGUCUUGCAUAGGCAAACUUUCCGUCCGUGGUUUCAUAAGAAGAUAUAUGAGUUGCAGAAGCUUGGAACUUUACAAAAUGGUGAUGAGUUACUCGCUCUAGCUUCUGGGUCCGAUUACUUAGCAACAUUUUACGAAGGUUGUAUAGUGAAUGGUGUUCGGUUUAGUGCGUCGAAGCGAGACCAAAAGCGGAAGACACAAAAUAGUGGUUUUACUGUUGCUGGAACUGAAGGGUUUAAUUACUACAGCACACUUGAAGAUGUAAUCACUAUAUCUUAUACUGGUGCAUAUACAGUGACAUUGUUUGAAUGUAAAUGGUAUAACACUAAUCUAUUAAGAAAGAAGACAAUCACUGAAAAUAAUAUAACCAGUAUAAAUACUCGUGGAUAUUGGUAUCAAGAUGAACCGUACAUCCUUGCUAACCGGGCGAAGCAAGUUUUCUAUCUUGAAGAUCCACUCAGAGGUCGCGAUUGGAAGGUUGUUGAAGAUAUUAGCCAUCGACAAAUUUGGGACAUUAAUGAAAAUGAAGAUGAGACUGAUGUUGAUGUUGUUAGUGAUUCUAACUCUUCCAAUUUUGUGUUGACUGUUGAUCUUGGAGAGUUGAUUAUGCAAUCGAAUGAACCUCCAGUAAUUGUUGAAUCGUCCGAUCAGUUAGUGGAUUCUAAGAUAGAGAAUAAUGAACUUGAUGAAAAUUAUAUUGCUGAAGAAGUAGAUAAUUUACUAGUUGAACAUGUGGAGGAUGAAAAUGUAAUCUUGGUGAAUGAUGGAAAUGAUAGUGAUUCGUCAGUGUAA